Molecule: messenger RNA, 846 nt
Organism: Colius striatus (speckled mousebird)
Lineage: Eukaryota; Metazoa; Chordata; Aves; Coliiformes; Coliidae
Gene: CCNI2
Product: cyclin I family member 2
Biological process (GO): mitotic cell cycle phase transition; regulation of cyclin-dependent protein serine/threonine kinase activity
Cellular component (GO): nucleus; cyclin-dependent protein kinase holoenzyme complex; cytoplasm
Molecular function (GO): cyclin-dependent protein serine/threonine kinase regulator activity
Source: RefSeq, a predicted model, not a curated record
AUGGGAACGGCGCGGGGCGCGGCGCGGGGUCACUGCGGUGCGGUGGCGGCCGAGUGCGGGGGGCGGGAUCAGCUGCAACGCUCCGCUCGGGCAGUCUCCGAGCGGCUCAGGAGAGCGCCGGUUCUGGGCUUGUACAAAGAUCUCAUUACCAUAUGGUUGUCUCUGCUGAACAGAAUCUUCUCCUCCCUUCAGGUCUAAUUAAAAUAUCUUCAGUGCAUAGCAAUAUCCUGCCUUGUAUUUGCAGCAAGAAACCGUGAAGAGGAUCAGGUAAUGCCAUCAGUGACGAUGCUCACAGCGCAGAGCGGGGUGUCUCCGGCUGAGAUCAUGAGAAUGGAGAGAGUUAUUAUACUAGGUAAGCUUCACUGGGAUCUUUACACAGCAACACCAAUGGAUUUUCUUAACCAGUUCCUUGCCAUGGUGAUGUCCAACUGGCCCCAUCUACUACAUGGGCUGCCUCAGACGAAUCCUUCCCUCCAUGUUGCACUCUUGACCAAACAGCUGCAGCACUGUAUGGCGUGCCACCAGCUAUUGCAGUUUAAGGGCUCCACAUUGGUUUUGGUGAUCAUCACCUUGGAGCUGGAGAGGCUGACUCCUGCUUGGUUUCCUGUUAUUACUGAUCUGCUAAAAAAAAAAAAAAAGCAGAGGACUGAAUUAAUCCACUGCAAAAAGCUUGUGGAUCAAGACCUAAAGCACUCACAGCCAUACAAUGCUGUUCACAUUUGCUACCCCUCCAGGGCCACCCUGAGGCACGGCCGCCCAAUCCCGACCCUCUGUGCUGAGGAAUUCCCAUCCAGCGAGGCCCAGGGCUGCUCACGUGCUAACUCUUCAGAUUUUAACGUCAUGUAA